GGUUCUCCAGGUGCAGCUGCCAAUGGGAGGCCGCCUUGCUCUUGUCUAAUUCGGUCAGGUGGCUCAUCCCCACAUCCCAGGAAACUUUACCCAGACCUGGGCUGAAGCUGAAACGAGGGCUGAAGUACGGAGGGAACCUGAUGACAGCCAGGCGAAUCAGCCGCGCGCCACUUCUCUUCUCGCUUUCAUUAAUCAUCCAUCCAUCCAUCCAUCUCGAGCCUGACACCGUCAAUUAAUUAGCCUGCACCUCCACAAUGCAACGACACACGCAGCGUUUGCGCCCACUCAGACAUGGCUUCCCGCACCUAUAAUGCCCUAUGCGACGAAAUAUACGAGGAGAUAUUAGAAAAGUUGGAGAGGAAAAAUGACGACAGGCGUCGGUUUGCCACCAGGGGCACCGCCAAGAAGGUACUUCACCGCGACAAUCUGCUGCGCUUUUUCCGAACCCUUCUCUUGUCCGACGGCACAGCGCGUGGUCAGUCCAAGCUCACCGAGGAAGAUCUCGUCGCCAGGGUAAAUGAAAGGCAACUCCAUGAUUUCCUGGCCAUCCUGAUCUUCGCAACGUGCGGCUUUGAGGCUGCCAGUACUUUUAUCAUCAAGCUUGUGGCGAACGAUGCAUGGCCUGUGAGGGAUGCAAGGGGCAAGAUCAUCUGCUCCUUGCCGGCGGACCGGGAAGCGCUCAUCGAGUUGUUCGGCAACGUCGUCACCGCGGACAAGUUCUUUACGAAACAGGCGUGUUUCUGCACGGCCGUGAUCCGCAAGAGGGAGGAGCUCAGAGUUGAGGACGUGGAGGCGCAGCGCCUGCCUUAUCUGGAAGAGCAGCCGCUGGCGAAGGGAUCCUUUGGCAAGGUGUUCAAGGUCAAGAUUGCCAAGGGCCACUUCUUCGAUCCCCAGACCAGGACAGCAAACGUCGAUGCCGAGGACAUGGCGCGCAAGGACUACCUUAUUGGCAGCGGGUUCCGCGUAAGCGGGGAGCGCGAGAUCAUGGAGAAGAUCCUGACCAGCUCCGGGCGGCGGUGCGAGAACAUUCUCGAGAACUACGGCGCCCUCGAGAUCGGCACGAGCAUGUACAGCCUGUUCAUGCCCCUCGCCAUCUGCGACCUCCGGGCCUACAUGAUGGAGCACCAUCGAGCGAGGCCCAACACCACCAUGGAGAAGGCGAAGAUAAUCCUCUCCGCCGAGGGUCUCGCGGGCGGGCUGAACUUCCUCCACAAUGAGAUGAAAACAUCCGAUAUGGAGGACCUGGUCUGCUACCACAUGGACCUCAAGCCCAACAACAUCCUGAUCUUCCGAGAGAAAAGAGAUGGCGAAACUCGCAACAUCUGGAAACUGAGCGACUUCGGCAUGUCCCGGGUGAAGAUUCGGCGCCGAGGGCAGGACGGCGAGAGGGAGAAGGAUUUCGACAGCUGGUUCGUCCGACGCCGAAGGCCACAGGACCCGUCCCUGUCGGCAACUCUCAACCGGCGUGGGGAGGGCACAUACCUGGCGCCCGAAUCCAUCUCGUCGACUCGCAGCAUGAAGGCGGAGAGCGAUGUCUGGUCACUUGCGUGCGUCAUCAGCGUCGUGUUUGCGUAUCUGGAGGAGGGAAGCGAAGGCGUGGCGCGAUACCAGGAGGCCAGGAUGCAGCACACCAACGCCGAUGGCUACGACCGGUUCUUCCUCCGUGGUAGGGGAUUCACGCCGACCAAGGUUCAUCCGGUGGUUACCAGGUGGCAUACGCAUCUCAUCGAUAAAGCCAGCCAACGAGAUUCCCGUGAAGGCAAUGCGGUGAGGUUCAUGCUGAGGUAUCUUGAGGAUGCAGUAUUUGAAAUCAACCAGUUCAAGAGGCGGGGGGCAAAGGAGGUGCAGGAAAUGCUGCUCGAAACUUUCAAGAAGUAUAGGAGCUUGCAGGAAACGGGGAGGGACCAAGAGCCAGGAGGAAAGCAAUCGAAACCCUUAGGCAAAGCUCUCUGGGAAAAAAUGCGACCAAGGUCAGGACUCGCUGUCGAUAGGCAAGUAGAAGAGUGGUACCUCUCCGCCUCCGAGGCCUUCAAGGGCUGCGAGAUUUCCCCGGAUGGAACACUCGUUGUAUACUGGACCGACAUCAAGAUCUCGCUGUACACGGCGCAAUCUUUAUCCUCCGGGGAUGAAAACGUGGUGACGCCGGCGGCGGAAUACUCGCUCGAAAGAACCGACUGCAUAUGGAAGAGCAUCGGCUUGACCCAGAGGUACUUGAUAGCCUCCACCACGGGAGGCAACUUUCAGUGUUACAUCUUCGAUCUCGAGCGAGGACCCUCGGUCGAUGCCAGCCUCGAUCAUUGGUACCGUGUUGCCUUGCCGCGACCCGAGAUAAACAAGCUGGCUAUUUCGCCCGACAACCAAACACUGGCCUGCAUCCUGCGGGGCAAGGAGGAAGACCAGAACCCGGGCUCGUUAUUCCUUGCUCCCAUCUCGGAGCUGAUCAAGAUUGCAAAAACGCCGCCGAGUACAUCGACCGACGGAACCUCAUCGGGCGGAUCUGCAGGGAAUACAUCCAACACGUCCGGAAGCGAACGCUGGUCAUCAGACAAGUUGGACUGGCCGGCGGCCGACGUAACACACUUGUCCUUCCCCACCAGCGAGGACAUCUACAUCGUUGUCCGACCAGAACUCACCGUAAAGAGCCGCGAGCACAAGAUUCCCAUCGUCCACCUAUGCCUCAGGACCAAGACGAUGGAGACUCUAAUCAUAGAAUCACGAGGCCUCGACACCAGCAGCACAUCAGGCCUCUUCACCACCUUCGCGCCCCUCCGCCACGACGCCUCGACCUGCGCCGUCGUGACGCGCGAGAAGACACUGCACAUCCAAAAACUCACCACCACCGGCACCGACGACGACGACGACGACGACGCGACACCCGCGAUGCGCCACGACAUCCGCCACUACCGCGUGCAGCGCCUGAUGGCGGGCUCAGCGGCGGGCACCAUGUUCGCGGUGGGGCGGACCUCGGCCAACAACCGGAUGCUGCUGCUGGAGCUGUCGGUGCCGCGGUCGUCCGACGCCGUCGCCGUCAGGGAGCUGGCCGUGCUGCCGGGGUUGGCGCAUGACGACGAGUUCACGGAGAGGUUGGCGGGCGUCGGCGGGGAGGCGUAUGUUCUGAUCGCGGCGCUGGUGGGGGCGAAUCGGAGGGCGAUUUAUAGGGUCAGAGUGCCUGGGUUGGAGGGGGGGAGACGGUGAAUAAUGCCGUCAGGGGACUGGGGGAUACGAUAAUAAAUACGGAGUACGAAUACAAAGAACAGGACAGAAUCGAUGAACCCCCCCCC
Messenger RNA from Phialemonium atrogriseum, 3281 nucleotides. RefSeq lists its product as uncharacterized. Gene Ontology annotation, molecular function: ATP binding; protein serine/threonine kinase activity. The coding region runs from base 292 to 3195 and encodes 967 amino acids. Lineage: Eukaryota; Fungi; Ascomycota; Sordariomycetes; Cephalothecales; Cephalothecaceae. The transcript has 5 exons. Gene Ontology annotation, biological process: peptidyl-threonine phosphorylation; peptidyl-serine phosphorylation. The record is from RefSeq and is a predicted model, not a curated record.